This is a messenger RNA of Trichomonas vaginalis G3, 375 nucleotides long. RefSeq lists its product as uncharacterized. The transcript has a single exon. Lineage: Eukaryota; Parabasalia; Trichomonadida; Trichomonadidae. The record is from RefSeq and is a predicted model, not a curated record. Bases 1 to 375 code for a protein of 124 amino acids.
AUGAAUCAAGAUUUGCAAAAAGCAUUCGGAGCACCUUUUUCUACCCGUGUUGCAGCAGCAGCUGAUAGUGAUGAAUUUAGGCAUUAUCAAUAUACUAUAGGAAAUCCUGUUUUAAAACGUGCAUUGGAUCAAUUGCAAACUGAAAAGCACCAAAUGUAUUAUUCAAAUCCUGAUUCGAAAGCAAAUGACAAAUACCUCGAGCUAGCAAUUAUGGAUUUAAAGCUGUCAUCAAACAAAGUUGUUCAAUACGGGAUUGAAAUGAAUCUUAAAAAGCAAUUGGCAGCAGAAAAAGCACGACUUAAAGCCGAUAAUGAAAUUAUGCAAACUAAAAUUAAACAAUUGAAAGCUUCUCUGGAAAAAGAAUCAAAAACUUAA